UAUAAGACGAGAACAUUGUAAGGAAUAUUGCAGUAGUCGCACGACUUUCCAACCGGUAACAGCCUUUUUUUAGUCCUACAAAAAUGACGGCCGGUGAAAAAUUAAGUGUUUUCAGUGCACGUUACCGUUGGCAAAUUAUUGCCACAAUGACGGUGCACAUCAUGACGCUAACCCAUGGAGUUGGUGUGGGAUGGCUGUCUCCAAGUCUAAGGCUUCUGGGAUCGGAUCACAGUCCACUGGGAGAUCCUAUCACCAUCGGUGAGGCAUCUUGGAUGGGAUCUCUGAUUGGACUGGGCUCUCUGACUGGCAAUAUAAUUUUUGGUCUACUGCUAGACCGGUUGGGCCGAAAACUCUGCAUGUACUUCCUGGCCAUACCCAACAUGACCUAUUGGAUCCUUAUCUAUACCGCGCAAAACGUAGGUUAUUUAUAUGCCGGCCGAUUCUUAGCCGGAAUAUCAGGCGGUGGCUGCUACGUUGUAUUACCCAUAUUCAUCGCGGAAAUUGCAGAUAAUGGAGUUCGUGGAGCCCUAUCUUCCAUGGCCAUGAUGUACGUUAGUAUUGGAAUGAUGAUUGGAUUUUCGCUGGCCUCGUAUCUUUCUUACCAUCUGAUGCCUUGUAUAGCCAUUACAUUCCCUAUCGUUUUCCUUUUGGCUAUUAUUGGUCUUGCUGAAACCCCCCAGUAUCUGCUCCGGCGGGGUCGGGAUGAACAGGCUGAGAAAUCUUACUAUUUUUAUAAGAACCUCAAGGCCCCAAAAGUCGGCGAUAAAGAGGCCUCUAAUCAUGACGCUGCCAAAAUUGAGUUCGACUCAUUCCGUCUUCAGGUUCUUAGUGGCGGCAUCACCGAGAAAAUUACCAAGCGUGAUUUCUUUAACUUACCCACUAUGAAAGUCUUUGGCCUGAUCUUUGUGCUUAUUAUUUGCAACCAAUUAUCGGGUAGCUUUGCCAUUUUCAACUACACCUCCCACAUCUUUGCCGAACUGGGAAGCCAAAUAGACCCAAAUACCUGCACCAUUGUGGUGGGCGGUGUCCAGGUGCUGAGCAUCCUGUGUGCCGUGGCUCUGGUGGAUCGAUGUGGACGCCGAGUCCUUCUCCUGACCUCAAUGGCGGGCAUGGGGCUGGGCGAGUUGACGAUCGCAUUGCUGAAGUGCUUCGCAUCGGAGGAGUUCCUGGCCGAAAAUAGUUGGUUACCCUUGAUUGUAAUGUGCUAUGUGACCUGCAUUGCUUCGGUGGGAGUAAUACCCCUGAUCUUUAUCAUUAUUAUUGAAAUGCUGCCGGCUAAGAUCCGAUCCAUUGGCACCUCCCUGAGUAUGGCCACGUUUAGCGGCUUCAUCUUUGUGUCUCUGAAGAUCUACCCCAUCAUGAUCUACGACCAGGGCCUGGCGGCCACCAUGUUCAUGUCGGCGGGCAUGUGCUUCUUCGGAUUCAUUGUGUUGGGCCUGUUUCUGCCGGAGACCAAAGGCAAGCUGAUGACGCACUGACGACACCGUUGUCGUGUGAAACCCAAUGAUGUCUUGGCUCGAGCUUGGCAUCAACCUCGGAGCUCCGGGCUCGACGGCCACGCCACACGCUUAGGCUGCCUUUGUUGUUUUUUAAAGUGAAGCCAAACCCAUUGCAUAAGCUGCGGGAUUCCAAAAUGCUCUCAUGUCAAGACAACUCACUCAAUAAUUUGUGGCACAAAAAAGCUGAGCCAUCGGCUCAUCCUGAACUCUUGAACCUAAUUCAAUUUUCGAGCUCUGCGGUUUUCUUUUCUCUGGCGGAUUAUUUUCGUCUUUUGUGCAUAGAAAUGUAAUUUAAUUUUAUUUGGAGAAAGUCGCGGGGCUGUGAUCUUGUGAUUGAUAAGCGCGAAAAUUGUACGAUUAGACCUAAGUAUGUGUGAUAGCUGUUAUUUGUCUAAAUAUGAUAGUGUACGAUUCGAAUCUGUCUAUCAUCUCUUGGGUGAAAUAUUUAUAUUAUUAUACUGGUAACUGCCAGAUAACUUAACCGGCAGUUAGUGGACUGUUUGUUAUAAAACAAAGUUGCACAAUCGAUCAAUGGAAUGGGGGGAAAACUAACUCUCUGAUAAGCAAGAAAACGUUUGGGGGAAAAGGCAGUUGCAUACCUGUCUUUCCUGCGAUUAUGCUGAGAUGCAGAAUUAAUGAACUCGCAAAAGCGUAGAAGAUAAAGCCAGCAGCGGCGAAUGCAAAAUCCAAAAAGCCAGCCAAGCCGAAGAGCCAAACAAUGACUCAUAAAUUCAA
Messenger RNA from Drosophila bipectinata, 2234 nucleotides. RefSeq names its product facilitated trehalose transporter Tret1-like. The record is from RefSeq and is a predicted model, not a curated record. Gene Ontology annotation, cellular component: membrane. Gene Ontology annotation, molecular function: sugar transmembrane transporter activity. NCBI's taxonomy places the organism in Eukaryota, Metazoa, Arthropoda, Insecta, Diptera, Drosophilidae. Gene Ontology annotation, biological process: carbohydrate transport; transmembrane transport.